AACAACACACCCAGUUGGCUUGAUAAGAACUUUGGUUACAUUAAGCAAUGGAAUCUGAGACUCAGACGCUUCUUUCGCGAAACGCUGUUCCAAUAAUAGAUUUGGAAAACUCCGUUGAAAACGUUUCCCAAAAUCUCCGAAAGGCUCUUUCUGAUAAGGGUUAUGCAUUGCUUAUCAACCACGGAAUUUCAGUGGAGAAGAUUAAGACUGCAUGGAAAUAUUUCGAUGAUUUUAUUGAACUGCCUGAUGAGGUGAAAUCAAUCUACGAACGCAGCAAGGCUCUAGAUGCUGAAAAUCAUGGUUACGUGAGUCCCGGAAUGGAAAGAUUUGAUGGCAGGACUCCGGAAUUUCGUCAUGCAUAUAACAUUUGCAAGUUGGAGCCUGAGUUUCUUCCAGAAAAUCAGCUUCCCGGAUUUACGAAUCACAUAAACUCAUUAACAAAUGACUUUAAUGAGUUGGGUAGAUUUAUUCUUCAGGCUUUGGCACUUUCCCUUGAUGUUAAGCCUUCGUUUUUCCUCGACAAGCACUCUUAUAUGUUAUCAGAUGAUAGGUAUAAUCUCACCACCUUGAGGAUGCUUUAUUACCCUCCGGUGGUUGAUCAAGAUCCUGGAAAAGUGAUCCGAUGUGGUGCCCAUGCCGACUACUGUACAUUCACCCUGCUUGCCCAGGAUUCCGAAGGUGGAUUGGAAGUCAAACUGAGGGGCAGUGAGAAGUGGGAGCGAGUGGGUCAUCUUCCUGGAGCACUCUUCAUAAACUGCGGCGAAACCAUGGCCUUGUGGACAAACCAACGCUACCACGCCUUGCAACAUCGAGUGGUGGUUCCUGAUCAAGGGAAUAAGCGUCAGCAAGGCAGACAUUCAAUUGCAUACUUCUGUCAUCCUGAUAGCUCAACUCUUAUAGAUCCGAAGGAGUUGAAACCUUCAGAAAAGGUUUCAGAACAGCCCAGGAUUUAUAACGCUUAUGAUUUAACUAUGGAGUUGGCAAGAGCCGCCUAUGGACAUAACUACUCGUAGAAAAUAAAUAUUUUGAAAUCAUAAAUGAAAGUAAAUUUUAAAAUAUUGUCAAUGUUGUGUAGUUACCAUCCAAAUGUAUAAACAAUACUUGA
Molecule: messenger RNA, 1105 nt
Organism: Drosophila ficusphila
Lineage: Eukaryota; Metazoa; Arthropoda; Insecta; Diptera; Drosophilidae
Product: 2-oxoglutarate-dependent dioxygenase htyE
Exons: 4
Coding region: 48-1013 (321 amino acids)
Molecular function (GO): dioxygenase activity
Source: RefSeq, a predicted model, not a curated record